Messenger RNA from Bactrocera neohumeralis, 1295 nucleotides. RefSeq names its product pseudouridylate synthase TRUB2, mitochondrial. The record is from RefSeq and is a predicted model, not a curated record. Gene Ontology annotation, molecular function: RNA binding; pseudouridine synthase activity. Bases 266 to 1207 code for a protein of 313 amino acids. The transcript is spliced from 3 exons. Gene Ontology annotation, biological process: RNA processing; pseudouridine synthesis. Lineage: Eukaryota; Metazoa; Arthropoda; Insecta; Diptera; Tephritidae.
ACGCAUAAAAUAGCAAUUUGUUAAUUUCAUAAUAAUAAAAAACUCAUUUUUUAAAUAUAUGUAAAUUUGAUAAUAUAAAAGCAUUUAUCUAAUAAACAAUUUGUAAAUUUUAAUAAAAGAACAAUUUGUAAAUUUUAAUAAAAGAAGUUCCGUCGAUAUUGCAAAAUCAAUUUAAAAAAAUACCCGCCGGAGAAAGUUUACAAUUUAAUUUAAUGAAAAAUAGUUAAUACGAAAUACCCAUAAUCGUUUUUUAAUAUUAGUGAAAAUGUCAUUGACAAAGGUUUACGACGCGCCAACAGUUUUCAGAUAUUUGAACGGUAUUAUGAAUAUUUACAAACCUGCCGGAAUGAAAGUUAGUCAUGUAAAAAACGCAGUUCUUCACAACAUAGUCCAAGAUUUGAAUGAUAUGCAGGUACGAGAACCUCGAAGACUGGAAACACCGCUUUUAGAACCAGGAGGUGAUGCAAAUCCUUUGUUGCGUAAAAUUCAUUCGAUUGAUUUAGCCGACCAUGUGUUAGCAACAGGGCCAAGAUACCAAAUAUCAGACAUACGUUGUGCACUAGUCGCCGGAUUGGGUAUACACACGAGCGGUGUGCUAUUGUUCGGAUUGAAUAAGGGCAUACGCCAGUCGCAGCUCAUUCAACGAAAUCGUCCGCUGCGUGCUUUUCAUAUAACUGGUCGAAUGGGUGUCGCAACUGAAACACAUUUUGCUGAUUCACGCAUAACGGUUAAGUCCGAUCAUCGGCACGUGCAUCCAGAACGUAUAAGUGCUUUAGCAGCAUCGUUACAAGCAUCUCACCAACGUAAAAUGUACGAACUCUGUGGUGUAGAUUUACAAUCACAAGCAGCCUAUGAGAUUGCUUGCAAAGGAUUAAUCCGUCCAGCGGAUAAUUCACAGCCAAUUAUAUAUGGUAUCAAAUUAAUAGAUUUUAAGCGUCCGGAAUUUACAGUGGAGGUGCAUGCGAUCAAUGAAAGUGAGGAGUAUCUGGCCUCUCUGGUGAAUGAGAUGGGCAUUGAAUUGCGUACGGUCGCGCACUGCACGUCCAUACGCUGCAUACGGCAUGGGCACUUCGAUGUAGAAAAUGCGCUGCUCCGACAUGGUUGGAGCUUACGAGGUGUAAUGAAAAAUAUGAGAGAACAACGGAAAGUUUUGCAGCAGCAUCCACAUCUCUUAAAACAAAAUAAAAUAGAACUCAGAAGCGAUUAGAAAAAAUAAGUUUGUUUAUUGUUUAGUAUUGAAAUGUUAACUUAUUUAAUAUAAAAAUAUAAUGAUAAGUUGUAUAAAUAUAUAUAAA